CUCCACACACAUUCUGCUACGGCAAGAUGAGGCAGUCACCUAUAGUUUUAUUCCUCUAAAACCUUAAUAAUAGUUAAGGAAAGGCUUAAUAGCCAUUGUUUUAUUCCUCUAAAAGCUGAAUAGAAGUUAAAGAAAACCUUAAUUGUGAGGGAAAAAAUAUUUGACGAUGCACAGGAACAUGCGAAGGAACCUGCAAAGCCUUUGGAGGAACACAUUUCUUUAGCAGCAUCUUUUUUUUCCACCCUUGGAGCUAAUCGUGCAAACUCUUUGAGUGAGACGGACGCAGCCAGGACAAGAGCCACCAAUUCCACACAAGAGAACACAGAGGAUCGAUCAACACACCAUGCAAUCCAGGAGGCCUCCAAUACCACGCAAGCCAGUGCUCCCCCCACAACCACCCAAACCCUCCACCCUCCAGGGAGCGCAGGCCGCCACAGCAAGCCCCAGGCCCCAAGCCACCACACUAGGCCCACCGUGGAACAGCCACACCAGGCGCACUCGCCCUCCCCCACCGUUUAUUCUGCAGAGGAGCGGGAACCAGGGGCCACCCACUCACGAUGACAAGCCCCCGUUGAGCCCCAAACCUCUGAGCCCCCCACCUCUGAGCCCUAGUCCCAGCAGCAGAGGCCGAGCUGCUGUUGAGUUCUCCACUCCGCCUCUGUCUCCCAAGGAAAAGAGUUUUGGGGUGACACUGGGAAGAGAGGGGAAGCCCACCGUCAAAUGGUCGAAGCCAAACUGUUGGCUUGGUGAAGCUCAGCGUGGACGUCGAUCAGCACCAGAUGGAAGUGAGAAGACAGACAGUAAUGGAGUGAUGGUGGUGGACAGUGAGAAGGCUGUGUCCAGUUCCUCUAACCCCACUGGACCAAGCCCAAACCCUAGCUCUAGCCCUGACACUAACCCCUGUCCCGGCGCCAAGCCCUGCAACUGCCAGUGUCUGUGUCACCACCACAGGCCUGGCAUGAGGCUGGUGUGGGUUCCCGUGCAGGAUGAAGAUGAUGGAUCUCCAACAGCGGAGCUUGGAACUAGAACAGCGGAGAACAGCGUGACAGCAGAGCAGACCAUGACGGUCACGAAACCAAUGACAACAGAAGAGAGCCAGGAAGCGUCCAGGCAGAGGGACGCCAAAAACGAGAAGUCCGAUAAUGGGGAAGUGAAAGUGGACGACAGCGUCCACCGCCGUCACCACCGCCAAGCAGGGCCUGAUCUGCUGUACGAGAGCAUGGAAGUCCCUGAGAAACCCACUCCUCCACCGAGACCACCACAUCUAGCUCCUGGCACAUACAUACCACCACAACAACAGGCUCUGAUGCCCCCACAGGUGCCCCCGAAAGCUGGUCGGCCUUCCCCGGACAGCAGCCCCCGGCUGAAUGCCAAGGCCAAGCCUUGCCCAAGCACCAGCCCGGUUAGCCCCAGCAAAGUCGGAUGGGGCACCAAAAACGAGGCCCCCUCCCCGAAAUCGAGCCCGUCCAUGGAGCACCGUCCCCUGCCGCCCAUACCUCCCGUCACCCCCCGGAGCCCCAGAGGGAGGAACACACAGGCCCGCCCCGUGCUGUCCUACAUGCUGUCCCCACGCGGGUGCCCUCCGCCCUGCAGACGUCAGCAGUCCGAGAGGGCCAAGAGCAAAGACAACAUAUAUUAUGACGGCUACGAGUCCUACAAGUGCACAGUGGCUCAGCCACCACCGGAGAAAGCAGAUGUGAACUUGGAUGAUUUCUACGAGUGGGUUUCCACAGACCAAGAGGAUAUUCCUGUGUACCUUGAGAUUCAGCAGGACUCACCCCCUGAACGGAAAGCCUCACAGGACAAACAAAAACUUAAGCACAGCAUGACCUUCCAUGCCUCCACCAAGGUCACGGAUCCCUCUCGGCCGCAGGCAGUUGCUCAUGCCCAGGUCAGCAGGGCCAACUCCGUGGGGGGAGGGGAGGGCGUCGCACUGCGCAAGAACAAGGUGGAGCCCCUGGCCAGCCUGUGGCAGGACCGGCCCGAGGUGAAGGCCAGCGGGGUCCUGGAGACACUGAGCCGCAGGGAGGUCCUUCUGCAGGAGAGCAUGUUUGAGGUGAUGUCCAGUGAGGAGUCGUACCAGAACUCCCUGAGGGUGCUGAGGGACCACUUCCUGGGCUCCCGAGAGCUGAACGACACCCUGGUGAUCCACGACAAGAAGAGGCUUUUCUCCAACAUCCUCCAAGUAUACGAAGUCAGCGAAAGAUUCUUGGCAGAUCUGCAGGACAGAGUGAACGAGAGCGUGGUCAUUUCAGAUCUGUGUGACAUCAUUCACAACCAUGCCCAGAACCACUUUGCAGCGUACACUGACUAUGUCCGCGACCAAGUCUACCAGGAGAAGACGUACAGCUCCCUCAUGCAGAGCAACAGGCAUUUCGCUCUGGUCAUGAGAAGGCUGGAGGAAUCUCCCUUGUGCAAACGACUUCCUUUCACCUCUUUUCUGCUUCUACCGUUCCAGAGGAUCACUCGGCUGAAAAUACUUAUUCAGAACAUUUUGAAAAAGACAGAAGAAGGGUCCAAGCUAGAGCAGACUUGUUCCCAAGCUUUGGCUGUAGUGUCUGAGAUUAUAAAGGACACCAACACUCAGGUCGGCAAGAUGAAGCAGAUGGAGGAGCUCUUUAGCAUUGCAAACAUGCUGGAAUUUCAAAAACUCAAGGCCGUGCCCAUUGUGUCCCAGACGCGCUACCUGGAGAAGCAGGGCGAGCUGCUGGAGCUGUCCAAGGCCGGCUCUCUCUUCAACAUCCGCCUACGCUUCCUGCCCGUCUACGCCUUCCUCUUCAACGACCUCUUCGUCCUCGCCAGCAAAAAGAGUCCGGACCGCUACGUGGUGAUAGACCAUGCACACCGGUCUGUGGUGCAGGCCCAGGCUGUACGCGAGGAUGAGCUGAGAGCUCGCUUCGAGCACUGCUUCUGCCUCACACUGCUGGAGAACCACCAGGGACAGCACUGCGAGAGACUCCUCAAGGCCAACACAGAGUCAGAUAUGCACCGAUGGAUUGCAGCACUACCAUCUCUGACUGAGCCCCAACCCGAUCAGAAUGAAAAGAUCUAUACAGACUGGGACUGCCCUCAGGUGCAGUGUGUGGAGCAGUAUACGGGUCAGCAGGCAGAUGAGCUCUCCUUGGAACCCACCGACAUCAUCAACGUGUUGCGCAAGACCAAAGAAGGGUGGUGUGAGGGGAUCCGCCUCUAUGAUGGCCAGACAGGCUGGUUUCCCUCCAAGAACGUGCUGGAGAUCACCAAUGAACACCAACGAAGAAGAAACCUUGUGGAGCAGUACCGUAUUCAAAAAUCAGCAGCUAAAAUAGCACAGCACCAGGAAAAAAAGCUCUGACUGACUUGAUACUGACUGUGUUCUCUUAAUGUUUUUGUAGCUGUGAGGAAAUAUUUUAUUCUCAUAUUGUGGUCUUCAGGGUCUUUUGUAAUUAUUUUAAUAUUAUUAAAACGGAUCGUUGUUUUUCUUUAAUUAUGGUACAAUGAACUAGGCCUAUAUUUUAGUUACCAAAACAGAAUAGGAUGCUUACUCCUGUUGUUCAUGUAAUGAUCUGGCUCUAACACUAAUUGCAUGUAAAUAAUGUAUGGAACUCAAUUAUACAAAUAAAAGCAAAACAAAAUA
Molecule: messenger RNA, 3616 nt
Organism: Engraulis encrasicolus (European anchovy)
Lineage: Eukaryota; Metazoa; Chordata; Actinopteri; Clupeiformes; Engraulidae
Gene: arhgef15a
Product: Rho guanine nucleotide exchange factor (GEF) 15
Exons: 15
Coding region: 344-3334 (996 amino acids)
Biological process (GO): activation of GTPase activity
Molecular function (GO): protein binding; guanyl-nucleotide exchange factor activity
Source: RefSeq, a predicted model, not a curated record